Messenger RNA from Suricata suricatta (meerkat), 3344 nucleotides. It is a transcript of the gene MAPKAPK3, whose product is annotated as MAPK activated protein kinase 3. The record is from RefSeq and is a predicted model, not a curated record. Lineage: Eukaryota; Metazoa; Chordata; Mammalia; Carnivora; Herpestidae. Gene Ontology annotation, molecular function: calcium-dependent protein serine/threonine kinase activity; ATP binding; mitogen-activated protein kinase binding. Gene Ontology annotation, cellular component: cytoplasm; nucleus. Gene Ontology annotation, biological process: toll-like receptor signaling pathway; response to cytokine; intracellular signal transduction. The coding region runs from base 935 to 2089 and encodes 384 amino acids. The transcript is spliced from 11 exons.
UGAGUUGUUUAACAGCCUGUGAUGGGAAAACUGUAUCAAAAUACCUAAGGUGGUCUAAAAUGGGCUCAGAAUAGAGAUCUAAAUGUGGAAGCGAACACUACAUAGCUAAAGAGUAUCAGGGGUGGGAGGAGGAGACUUUUUGAACACGAUACCAAAAGCCCAAACCAGAAAGUGAAAAAGCUGAUGCAUCUGACAAAUGGGAAUUUAGGAUAUCUGGUCUAAAGACGCUUUAUCUCAAAGGAAAACAAGCCACGGAUAUGAGCAGGAGAUGCACAGAAGGCGAGAGAUACCCAGAGCCCCUAGCGAUUAGAUAAAUGCGAAUCACAACGAAAUGCCAUUUCACGUGGACUGAUGGCAAAGAUUAAGACUAGGUAUUCUGGCGGUGGGCCACCACUAAGGAAGUCGCAAGCCUUACAAGCUUUGCUGGAGGGCGGCCUGGCAGCAUGCAGAGAAAACGCCCGACUCAAGGGGCUUCCUGAGGCUCCAAGAGAAACAAGACUUCCAGCGCUGUCACUUCGUAGGCCGCCGGUAAACUCCGGGGCUCGCACAGCCCUCGCGGGCCCCCGGGCCUCCAGAGCCUAGGAGGUUUCCGCUCUCCUCCGAGAAGCCACACCCCCUAUUUCCGUCUGGGCUCCGGGGAGGGGCCCUCCGGAGGCUCCCUCCACGCCAGGUCUUGCUAGGGUCCGCCUGGCCCUUUAAGGCUGACCUAGCCCGGUCUCAAGUCUGGGACGCGCGGGGCGGGAGGGAAAGAAGGGGGAAGGUCACGUGGGCCGCCGGCGGAGCGACUCGGCUCAAGGCGCUCGCGGCCGCGGGCUCCCGAGACCGCGGUCCCUGCCCCUCGCCGGCCGCGAGGUACUCUGCUGUCAGAUACGCCCUCGCCAGGUGGCCCUGGACACGCCAGGCUGGGGUCGCUUCUAAGCGCCCCACAGGGGCCAUGGAUGACGAGACAGCAGAGGAGCAGGGGGGGCCCGCGCCCCCGCAGGGUGCACCCUGCGGACCCGGCUCAACUGGCGCUCCUGCCCUCGGGGGGCGGAGGGAGCCCAAGAAGUAUGCAGUGACUGACGACUACCAGUUGUCCAAGCAGGUGCUGGGCCUGGGUGUGAACGGCAAGGUGCUGGAGUGCUUCCACAGGCGUACUGGGCAGAAGUGUGCCCUGAAGCUCCUGUAUGACAGCCCCAAGGCCCGGCAGGAGGUGGACCACCACUGGCAGGCCUCAGGAGGCCCCCACAUUGUGCGCAUCCUGGAUGUGUAUGAGAACAUGCAUCACAGCAAGCGCUGUCUCCUCAUCAUCAUGGAAUGCAUGGAAGGUGGUGAGCUAUUCAGCCGGAUUCAGGAGCGUGGCGACCAGGCUUUCACUGAGAGAGAAGCUGCAGGAAUCAUGCGGGAUAUUGGCACCGCCAUCCAGUUCCUGCACAGCCAGAACAUCGCCCACCGAGAUGUUAAGCCUGAAAACCUGCUCUACACAUCCAAGGAGAAAGAUGCCGUACUCAAGCUCACUGAUUUUGGCUUUGCUAAGGAGACCACCCAAAAUGCCCUGCAGACACCCUGCUACACUCCCUAUUAUGUGGCUCCUGAGGUCUUGGGUCCAGAGAAGUAUGACAAGUCAUGCGACAUGUGGUCCCUGGGCGUCAUCAUGUACAUUCUCCUGUGUGGCUUCCCGCCCUUCUACUCCAACACGGGCCAGGCCAUCUCCCCAGGGAUGAAGAGGAGAAUCCGUCUGGGCCAGUAUGGCUUCCCCAAUCCUGAGUGGUCGGAGGUUUCUGAGGAUGCCAAGCAGCUGAUCCGCCUCCUGCUGAAGACAGAUCCCACAGAGAGGCUGACCAUCACACAGUUCAUGAACCAUCCCUGGAUCAAUCAAUCGAUGGUGGUGCCACAGACCCCGCUCCACACAGCCCGGGUGCUGCAGGAGGAUAGAGACCACUGGGAUGAGGUCAAGGAGGAGAUGACCAGUGCCCUGGCAACCAUGCGUGUGGACUAUGACCAGGUGCAGAUCAAGGACCUGAAGACCUCUAACAAUCGACUGCUCAACAAGCGGAGAAAGAAGCAGGCAGGCAGCUCCUCUGCCUCACAGGGCUGCAACAACCAGUAGCUCACGGGGCCUUGGAUGAGCUGGGCCUCUCGGCGCGGGACACAGACCCGAGUAUGCUGAGGCCCUGACCCAGAAGGCCUGGGGUCAUUAUUUUUAACAAAAGGAUUGUUUUUGUUGUGUUUUAAUUUGUCACUUGGAACAUCAGGAUGGGAGACUACGACUCCAAGCCUCAUGAGAGAGGGCCCAGAGCCCGGGAAUCAGGGAGCCACCUGCCACAGCUGCAGUGCCUCUGGCCAGAGCAGCCCUAAUGAGACGUAGGUCUGUCCUGCACUGGGGCAUGGCCUUAGACUUCUAGGCUACUGUGGGUUGUAGUGAGCUUCCCUCUUACCAUGGAGACACCCCUCUGUGGGGUGGGCAGAUGGGCCUGGCCUUGGGAAAGUCAUCUGGCCAUUGGUUGCCAUGGUGACCAGGGACCGAGUUGCUGUCUGUGAAUGCUGAGUAGGAGAGCAAGGGAGGGAGAGGGGCAAUUGAGGGUCCACCUCUGUCUCCUUGGAGAGGCUUGUAUGCCUCACACUGCUUGCCCUUCUCAGGAUUCCUUCCUUUGGUCUCCUUGAGGCCACAGAGUCAGUCAGCCUGUCUCUCUGGGAGGUCCAGCCCUAUCUUGCUGCAACCCCUCCUACAGGCCCCUUGGAGCUCUCUCUCUGCAGAGUCCCUGGGUCUAGUGAUCCUGUUACUACCCCUUACCCAAAGAGUGGCCUCUCAUCUCAGGGAAUGGUGGGAGGUAUUUUUAACCCUUUUCUACUUUGGAAAGUGUCACUGUGACAGAAACCCGUACAGUUCUCCUGCCCUCACCCACUCAUCGGAUCCCAGGAAGGAAAGCUUCUCUCUGUUACCAUUCACCUUGUCCUGGUUGAUGGCAGGGGCGAUCUCUUGGUGUACUUUUGUGAGAGUGGAUGGCCAAGGACAAGACCAAGAGGCUCCCUAUUAAUCAGGGGUCUCUUUCUACACUCUGGGUCAGACCUGAGGCAGUGGAUAGCUGCUGAAUGAUACUUAGAAGGUCUGGUACUGAGUCCUGGCUUUGGCCUGAGUGGGAAUAGAGACGGUCCCUUCCUUGCUGGUCCCGGCUCACCCAGACCCACACUGUCCAGGGUAGCCUCAGGGUUCUAAGUGCCUGAUAUGGGCCUGACAAGUGCCUGAUUCCCAGCCUGGUUCCUGACCCAUCUCUCACUGGCUGGGAAGCCCUAGACUGCAUUAGGUAGGAAAACACCACUGGAGUUUACAUCUAGACAUUAAUAAACACCAUUUUGGCAUUUUC